AUGACGCCAAGGGACGUUCUUCGCCGUCAUUUCCGAUCCUGUAAGCGGAUAGGUAGCAACCCGACUCCAUCGAAAGGGAAAAAGGGUAGAAAGCGGAAGGCAUGCGAUGCGUGUGUCGAGAGUCGUACCCAGUGCGAUGGAGAGCUUCCGUGCGAGACAUGCCUUCAGAGAGGAUUGAAGUGCACACUUAGCCGCAAGGGAGAGCAGAAUGGGAAGGCCAGGCACAACCAGGAUGAGCGGGAGAAACCAGAGGACUCAGAUAUCAAUAGAAUGCCAGUCCGCUUUCUCCUAAAUUAUACCAAUCCAGCAAGCAGGAGAUUAUAUGACGUUCAGCAGAUGCUCGUGGGGUGCGACAAAGACCAAGGGAAAUAUGCAUCGUUUGGGAAGGCCGAAAUGUGCAAUUUUGAUAGCACCACAGAGCAGUGGAUGGGGCUAUUCUACCUAUUUAUUGACACCGCAGCGUUGGAGAAGUCAGACCAUGAUGAGUCCCUUAUGUAUGGGCUUGCGGACACUGUCGAGCUGAGCCACACGGUAUCACGGAUUCUAGGACUGAUGAAGCACGCGCUCAAAUCACAGUUCAACAACAAAGGGCAGUUUACUAUGAAAGAGGCUGGAACGUUCUUCUCACCGACCAAUAUUACUUUAUUUAUCAAGGCCUUCUUUGAGCACUCAUACAAAAACACACGCUUCAUUCAUAAAGCAUCAUUCAACGUUCAUACAAGUUCAGCCCAGCUGCUAUUGGCUAUGGCUUUGAUGGGUGCGAUAUGUGUAUCAUCGCAGGAUGCAUCCAGUGCAGAAGGGUACUCCGAUGUAGCCGAGCAUCUCAUUUUCGAUGGAUCUGAAUUCGGUCAGGUCCUUAAUACAGACGACCCGUCCCUCACGAAAGCGAAUAUGGAAAUUCUGCAGGCAGCAAUGCUGAUAGCUGUCAUCCAGGAGUCGAGGGACGAUGCCACCAUCAAAAGGCGGAUUCGAGUUCAGCGGUUCCCGGCUCUGGUUUGCGCUGCACGGACGCUAAGACUGACGCAGACUACCAACGACGCUGUCGGCGAUACAGGGUCUUUUAAGCUGGACAGGUACUUUUAUAAAGAGAGUCUUGUGAGGGCCAUGGCGUGGCUUUACCUUAUGGACUCACAUUUAGUCAUAUACUAUCGAAACCCGCCACAAUUUAAGGUUGCUGAAGCUUGCUUUGGCUUACCACAAGAUGAGGAGCUUUACGAUACAAUGGAUCCUUCCAUAUGGGUAAAUGCGUCGCAAAAUGCAACCAGUCACGCGCCUACCAUCACUUUGAAGUCCGUUAUACAGCGGUUGAUGGAGAGAGACGAUACGCGAUUUGAGGAACUGCUCUCCCAACCAUGCACAUUAUUUGGUCUGUUUCUAGUUCUAGGGAGUCUACAUUGCAUGUUCUUCGACCUCCAAGCACUGGGCACCUGUGUUGAUUUAUCUGGUCCCUUUGGGUCCCUUGAUGUUGCCUUGGAUAGAUGGAAGAAAAUGUGGGAUGUAACAUAUACAACAGCGAGGCCUAGUGAUAUGAGGCAGUCAGGGUUCAUGGUGCACGCUCUCGAGCUUUGGUGGCUUGGAAAGAAGCUUAUUCAGAAACCAAGCACGAUAUGUCUGGACAGCGCGCUCUCUGUGAACUCCACGAGCAUCUUUCACCAGAUGAUCAGGGAAUUAAAAGGUUUUCACCCAUUACAAUGA
Molecule: messenger RNA, 1695 nt
Organism: Aspergillus pseudotamarii
Lineage: Eukaryota; Fungi; Ascomycota; Eurotiomycetes; Eurotiales; Aspergillaceae
Product: Zn(II)2Cys6 transcription factor
Exons: 3
Coding region: 1-1695 (564 amino acids)
Biological process (GO): DNA-templated transcription; regulation of transcription by RNA polymerase II
Cellular component (GO): chromatin
Molecular function (GO): RNA polymerase II cis-regulatory region sequence-specific DNA binding; zinc ion binding; DNA-binding transcription factor activity, RNA polymerase II-specific
Source: RefSeq, a predicted model, not a curated record